This is a messenger RNA of Limulus polyphemus (Atlantic horseshoe crab), 967 nucleotides long. Its product is annotated as UPF0587 protein C1orf123 homolog. The annotation marks the transcript as partial. The transcript is spliced from 7 exons. Gene Ontology annotation, molecular function: zinc ion binding. NCBI's taxonomy places the organism in Eukaryota, Metazoa, Arthropoda, Merostomata, Xiphosura, Limulidae. The record is from RefSeq and is a predicted model, not a curated record.
AAAAGACUAAGCGCCUUCAUAUUUAGAAAAUUGUGUCUGACGCAACAAUAUGGUGGCAAGUAUCAACAUUUCAAAGCCAGUUUAGAAAACCUUACAAAUUUGAGGCCAGAUGGAGAUGACUUUCGAUGGUAUUUCAAGCUAAAAUGCAUGAAUUGUGGAGAAGAGUCAGAUAAAUGGCAGUAUGUGGUGAUGGCGGAGAAGGUUCCAUUGAAAGGAAGUCGAGGUGAAGCUAAUCUAGUCAGUAAGUGCAAACUCUGUGGAAGAGAAAACUCUAUUGAAAUAAUAAAAGACUCAAUUAAAAGUUAUACUGCGGAUGACAGCAAUCAGUUUAAAACAGUUAUAAUUUUUGACUGUCGAGGUUUGGAACCUGUAGAUUUCUCUCCUCGGGGAGGGUUUAUUGCAGAAGGUGCAGAAAGUGGAACAAAAUUUCCAGAAGUUAGCCUACAGGAGAAAGAAUGGGCAGACUAUGAUGAAAAGUCCAAAGAAUCAGUUGGAGUUUAUGAAUUUACUCAUAAGUUUGUCAAGGUUUGAGAAAUAAAAGACAAAGUUGUAAAAAAAAAACUUUCUUAGGUUAAGCACACAUUACUAAGUGAUUUUGGUUUUUGCUUCAGCUGCUGUCAGUAUAUUAUGAAGGUAUGUAAGAGCUUUACAUAAAUGCCUCAAAAGUAAUUCAGUGCUCAAGAAAUAAAUUUUUAAUUGCUUCUUUUUUCUUUUUGCUUGAGUUUGUGUUUUUAAGAAAUUUCUUCUUUUCCGGAUUUUUAAAACAUAUGAACAUUAUGUUUGCAGUUUUUAAAUAUAUGAACACCCUUUAGUUCUUGAUCUUUUUAAACUUGUUCAAUACACCGUGAACUCUGUUCAGUAAAAUACAAUCUUGUGAUCUCUUGUGUGCAAUAUCAUUAUGAAUAAGGAAGAAGAUUAAAAACUGUAUAAUUCAGGUAGAAGAAGAAUAAAGUGCUGUUUUGUAAUA